CUUUGCUAGACUGGCAGUGGCGAAGAAGGUUUGUAGCGGCAGCAUGAAGCGGACUCAGACUGCCGAGGAACGAGAACGUGAAGCUAAGAAACUGAGGCUUCUUGAGGAGCUCGAAGACACUUGGCUUCCUUAUCUGACCCCCAAAGAUGAUGAAUUCUAUCAGCAGUGGCAGCUGAAAUACCCCAAACUCGUCCUCCGAGAAGCCGGCGGCGUCCCCGAGCAGCUCCACCGGGAGGUCCAGGACGCCUUCGGGGCCCUGCACAAGCACGGCUGCCUGUUUCGGGACCUGGUGCGGGUCCAGGGCAAAGACGUGCUCACGCCGGUCUCGCGCAUCCUCAUCGGCAACCCCGGCUGCACCUACAAGUACCUGAACACCAGGCUCUUCACCGUCCCCUGGCCCGUGAGGGGCUCCGCCGUGCACUACCACGAGGCGGAGAUCGCGGCCGCCUGCCAGGCCUUCCUCAAGCUCAACGAGUACCUGCGCAUCGAGACCAUCCAGACCUGGGAGGAGCUGGUGGCCAAGGACCGAGCGAACAUCGACGUGGUGCCUGUGUGCAUAGGGCCGGAUUUCCCCCGGGUGGGCUUGGGCGCCUUCGACGGGCAAGACGAAGUGGACAUUAGGAACAGGUCCGCGUACAACGUGACUUUGCUGAACUUCAUGGAUCCGCAGAAAAUGCCCUACCUGAAAGAGGAGCCGUAUUUCGGCAUGGGGAAGAUGGCGGUGAGCUGGCACCACGACGAGAACCUGGUGGACAGGUCGGCCGUGGCGGUGUACAGUUACAGCUGUGACGGCCCCGAGGAGGACAGCGAGGAUGACCCUCAGCUCGAAGGCAGAGACCCUGAUGUCUGGCACGUGGGCUUCAAGAUCUCCUGGGACAUAGAGACCCCUGGCUUGGCCAUACCCCUUCACCAAGGAGACUGCUACUUCAUGCUGGAUGAUCUCAAUGCCACCCACCAACACUGUGUUUUGGCCGGUUUACCACCUCGGUUUAGUUCCACCCACCGAGUGGCAGAGUGCUCGACCGGGACCUUGGACUACAUCCUGCAGCGCUGCCAGUUGGCUCUGCAGAAUGUCCGUGAUGGCGCAGGCAGUGGUGAUAUUUCUUUGAAGUCCCUGGAGCCCGCAGUUUUGAAACAAGGAGAAGAAAUCCACAAUGAGGUGGAGUUCGAGUGGCUGAGACAGUUUUGGUUCCAAGGCAACCGCUACAGCAAGUGCACCGACUGGUGGUGCCAGCCCAUGGCGCAGCUGGAGGAGAUGUGGAGGAAGAUGGAGGACGUGACAAACGCGGUGCUUCGUGAAGUUCGAAGAGAGGGGGUCCCCACGGGAGUCCGGAAUGAGACCUUGACCGCCAUCCUGGGCCCGCUCAGCACGCGCCAGAGCCUGCGGAGGGAGUGGCACGCCAGGUGCCAGUGCCGCACGGCUCGGACCCUGCCCGCGGACCAGAGGCCCGAGUGCCGGCCAUACUGGGAGCAGGACGACCCUGCGAUGCCCCUGCCGUUCGACCUCACGGACCUCGUCGCGGAGCUCAGGGGCCUGCUUCUGGAAGCGAAGCCCGAGAAGGAGCGCAAGGCCUAGGUGGAGGACCAGAGGGGAGCUUCCGGCUCCUCUCCACCAUCGCCGUCCGGGGCGGGGGG
Molecule: messenger RNA, 1635 nt
Organism: Phyllostomus hastatus (greater spear-nosed bat)
Lineage: Eukaryota; Metazoa; Chordata; Mammalia; Chiroptera; Phyllostomidae
Gene: FTO
Product: FTO alpha-ketoglutarate dependent dioxygenase
Exons: 9
Coding region: 44-1576 (510 amino acids)
Biological process (GO): RNA repair; regulation of multicellular organism growth; DNA alkylation repair
Molecular function (GO): mRNA N6-methyladenosine dioxygenase activity; broad specificity oxidative DNA demethylase activity; ferrous iron binding
Source: RefSeq, a predicted model, not a curated record